AUGAAUACUACUCCUUCCUCCACAUUUCUGGAAAUGGGUUCGGCGUCUGACGGGGCAUCGUCUUGGCCGGCCUUAAGAUCGUCUCAAACAUAUCCAGCUGUCGCUCAACAGCAGCAGCAAAAUCCAGCAUACUUCUUGACACAAGAACAGCAGAAGGUUGUAGACACAGAUAUUCGCGUGGGUGAACUUAUGCAAGUUAUAGCGUACGGUGGGACAGGAAAGACCAUAUGUUUGGCGGAGUAUGCAAAGAAAAGGCCUCGUAAACGUUUCCUGUAUGUUACUUCCAGUAGCAUCGCCGCCCUAAAUGCGGAAAAGAGGUUCCCCGGCAACAUUACAUGUAAACCCAUCGGAAAGCCUCUCAAAGAACGGCGCCAUGAUUAUGAACUCGAGGAGAUGAUUAGUGUAUUGGGCAUGGACGAAGGAAAAAUCGGAUCAGCACUUGUAAACCCACAAAUGCAUUUGCAACUAGGCACUAGUCAUGGGCGGGAACAAACAGAAAUGAAAAAAAUUCCUAGCGUUAAAGAAGUUGCGUUGAUGGUUCAGAGAGUUAGAAUGGGCGAGGCACUCUGGAAUGCGAUGCUUAAUACAAAGUAUCUCCCCCAUGACGCAUAUACUAAGAUUCUACAACUCAAAGGAGGACUGCCAGAUGGAUCAACUAUAGGGCAGGGAGAUGUCGAUACGUUGGCUUUCGGAGAAUACGAUAUCAUCAUAUGGGAUAGGGCACAGUACUUGAGUGGUAGCGUGGUAGAGAUUUUUCUUCGGCAGCGCUUGCGGGCAGGCUUAAUCAUAUUAGGUGACCCCUAUCAAAGGAUUCACGGCCCCGAAAGGAAGAAAGAUGAAGCUUCAGAUACCGAAGCCUAUAAGCCGACGAGUUGCCAAUUACUCUUAGGAUACCUAGGGGAGGACACUGCUAUCAACGGUGUUAGAAAGCAUGAUAGUCCUGGUCCUACGGAAAAUGGAGGAAGUGGGAAAUACACUGUAAUAUUCAGGCGGGAUGCUGAUCUGAUUGACUAUGUCAUUGAAUACUAUUUCCUCAAAGUUCUUGAGCUUUGUGAGAAGAUGGUCCUUGACGACUCCUACAAGGAAACAGAGGCAGAUGUUAUAUUUAUCACUGUUCAUAAAGCAAAAGGUCUUACAUGGAACCGUGUUUUCGUUCCGGAUAGCGUCCUUCGGUACCGUUUUAAUCUUUCGGCGGAGAACCUCAACAAGAAUCAGAGAUACUGGUUUUCGAGGGAUAAAAUGUCACUACUCUAUGUAGCAGUGACAAGGGCAAAGAAAGAGCUCAUCAUAGGGAAAGGGAUUGCGAGCUGGUUGGUAGCAAAGAUGGGAUUAUAUCGAUUUUAUCUUAGCCCAAUACAAGGGAAUGGUGCUUGUCCUUCAUGUCACGACUAUAGGAUAGAACAACAUGGUACUGUCAAUUGGGAGGCUAGGCCCAAACGCGAGGGUGUGGUAAUUGGCUGGGAGUAUCUACUCCCACAAAAAAGCUUCGGGGUUACUGCCGACAGUUACGGGAAUUCGCUCCCACAGGGUCCCAGGAAAGAAGCGGUUGCUUGCGAUAUCUGUGCAAAAGGUUGGAACCGUAUGGCGAGGGCAGCGCAUAUGGAGCUCAAAAAGUUCGCAAAUCCAAUCACGAGAGCGCUCGAUGGGCCUGAUAGUGCUAUGAAUCAAAUUAUCGUCCCAAACAUGCGGUGGUGGCCAGCGCGCGCGCCGGCGGGGCGCCAAAAUUCGAGACUGUUCAAAACUAUGUAUAAGAUGCAGAUCGAAAUGGUACAAGAUUGCGAUGAGACUCCGUACAUGCAUGUCAUGCCUACGCGUACGCGCCGACUGUAA
This is a messenger RNA of Morchella sextelata, 1830 nucleotides long. RefSeq lists its product as uncharacterized. Gene Ontology annotation, cellular component: nucleus. The transcript has 10 exons. The record is from RefSeq and is a predicted model, not a curated record. Gene Ontology annotation, molecular function: DNA binding; 3'-5' DNA helicase activity; hydrolase activity. Gene Ontology annotation, biological process: replication fork processing; double-strand break repair via homologous recombination. The coding region runs from base 1 to 1830 and encodes 609 amino acids. Lineage: Eukaryota; Fungi; Ascomycota; Pezizomycetes; Pezizales; Morchellaceae.